AGAGACAGACAAUGCAGAUUUGUUUGACACCAAACUCGAGCGUCGAGUCGAUCGGCCCCGGCCCCCCGCCAAGCGCACCGGACAACCUUCCGUUCCUUUUAUAACGUCCUGCUCGCCUCUCUCAUUCCGUCCGUCACUCCUCCAACCCAACCCCCACACGUAUGUACGCGAACCCCAGCAGCACCUCGUCGUCGUCGCUAGCGGCACCAACACCCGAAACCGAAAGACAGCAGCAUCCAGCAGGGCAGGGCAGGGCAGGUCGGGGCCGUCGGGCGUGCGGCACUGCGGCCACCGCGCCAUGGGCAACGCUCUGGCGGGGAGGCGGCGCGCGGCCAAGGUGAUGACGGUGGACGGCGGGACGUUCCGGUACAAGACCCCGGCCGCGGCGGGGGCGGCGCUGCGCGGCCACCCGGGGCACCAGCUCCUGGAGUCGGAGGAGGUGCGGCGCCUGGGCGUGCGCGCGCGCCCGAUGGACCGCGACGCGCCGCUCAAGCCCGGGAAGCUCUACUUCCUGGUGCAGAUCCCGCGCGGCGGCGGCGACGACGACGACCCGCGCGCGCCGCGCAAGACGUGGUCGGGCGCGCUGCACGUCGGCGCCAGGGAGCGGCUGGAGAGCCUGAUGCUGUCCCGGCGCACGGUGUCGGACGUGGCGGCGUCCAUCGUGCCGUCGUCGGCCGCGCGGCUCGCCGCCAUGAGCAAGCCGCCGUCGUCCGUGGAGGUGGGCGUGGACGGCGCGGUGCGGCUGCGGAUGCGCCUGCCCAAGGCCGAGGUGGCGCGGCUGAUGAAGGAGAGCAAGGACCCCGCCGAGGCCGCCGAGCGGAUCAUGCAGCUCUGCGUCGCCAGGGACCAGGGCCAGGCCGGCGUCACCACCACCACCACGCCGCCGGCCUCCGCGCUGCUGUCCGGCAGGAACCCGACGCCGCCGCCGGGCUGCUUGAAGAAAGAGAAGCGGACGAGGUUCAUGGCGGUUCCAGACGAGAUCAUCGGAUGACGACAAUGCUGAAGCCUUUGAGAUCGACUACUCUUGUUUUGCCUUUUUCCAUCAGCAAGAUGCAUGGGUUGCUGGGGUCAUUUGGAACAUGAGAAGCCGCUCCGACACCUUUGGCUUCCUAUCUAAUCUCCCCAGCAAUUCUCAUCCAGUCCUAAGUCUUUUAGGCCGGUCACCAUCAUCGUACUUUAAUCUUCUUUGUUUUCAUAGGUAAACCUAGCAGUAUAGUACCGUAGUUGUAGUAAUUAGGAAAGGAAAGCAAAAAAAAAUGACGAAGGAAAAAAAAAGGUAGAAAUAUGUACUGUACUGGUGUGAGACAUGGCCAUCUGCAGCCACCUUGAUGAGAUCAGAGGAUCAGUGUGAACCAACCACUGAAUCAGAGUCAGAAUGUAUAUAUAUGUUUGUAUAUGUAAAAUUAGCCACGUAUGUUUCCCGGUUCA
Messenger RNA from Sorghum bicolor (sorghum), 1428 nucleotides. RefSeq lists its product as uncharacterized. The coding region runs from base 299 to 991 and encodes 230 amino acids. The transcript is spliced from 2 exons. The record is from RefSeq and is a predicted model, not a curated record. NCBI's taxonomy places the organism in Eukaryota, Viridiplantae, Streptophyta, Magnoliopsida, Poales, Poaceae.